Messenger RNA from Cryptomeria japonica (Japanese cedar), 1796 nucleotides. RefSeq names its product rubisco accumulation factor 1.1, chloroplastic. The transcript has 2 exons. The record is from RefSeq and is a predicted model, not a curated record. Lineage: Eukaryota; Viridiplantae; Streptophyta; Pinopsida; Cupressales; Cupressaceae. Gene Ontology annotation, cellular component: chloroplast. The coding region runs from base 317 to 1612 and encodes 431 amino acids.
UUCACGAGCAUUUUGUUUUUGCUGCUAAACAGUUAUUACUGGCUUAUUUGGCUUAAUUCGGAGCAGAUAUGUAGAUAAGGUUUUCAGCAUUCUGACAAAACAAACUAUAUGAUAAAAGAUCACACACAAUUUCAUAACUUUCACGCAGGAUUCAUCGGUAGCAUCGGUACGAUAUCCAAGUCCAAAUCGAAAAGAAUGACAGCUAUUUUUUGAAACAACCUGUCUGUUGGAUUUCAAUAUUCCGUCGCAAUUUUUCCAGUCUCCAAGCAAAGUUUCAGUCUUCGCGGCAGUUGCUUUGCUUGGUUGAUUUCUCAAAAUGCUGACAGCAAAAACGGUUACUGCAACGUACGGAACUCAUCCAACAGUUAAGAGCAAAACUAAAACCUUUAAUUCUGCGUUUCAGGGUUUAAACCGCACAAAAUUUUGUCCACAACAGAAAACUCGAACAGUCGUAUGCACAGCUUCGGAGCAGAAAGAGCUCUACCAGCCCUUCCGUCCACCUCCAACUGUCCAAAAAAUUCCCCAUGCCGCAAAAAAUUUAAGCACCGAUGAACAACUUAAUAUGCUUCGUGACAGAAUAGGUUUGUGGCAUCAGUAUGCCGAAUUCAUUCCUCCUCUUUCUAGGGCUGGAUUCGCUCCUUCAAAGAUUGAGGAAGCGACAGGAAUUUCAGGAGUAGAGCAAAACAAAAUUGUAGUUGCUUCUAGGGUUCGUUCUUCUCUGCUAUCCAGUGGCUUAGAUGAAAAUGCUUUAACCUAUUUUGAUUCCGGUGGAGCCGAUAUCCUAUAUGAGUUUAGGACUCUUUCGUCAGAACAGCGAAGGUCUGCUGCUGAAUUUGCCCUGGAAAACAGAAUUGAUGGCAGAGAGGCCAGGGAUUUGGUCAAAGCCAUGAAGGAAUUCGAAAGGCGGCGUAAAGAAGGAUGGGAGUCCUUUUCUCCUCUCCCUGGUGAUUGCUUGGCUUACUCCUUAUAUUGCCAGAGUAAAGAGUACAAAACCAAGCCAGAGCGAGAAUCCGCAUUGAGCAAGGCCCUUGCUUAUGCUGUCACAGAAAAAGCGAAGACUAGGAUUCAAGGAUUCCUAGAUGACGAUGAUGAAAAUAACCAGGACGAAGCUUCAGAAAUUUUCCGGCGCUUGGUUAUUGUAAGAUUGAUGCAAGGGGAGGUUUCAGAGGCUAAGGUUCCUUUGGUUCUGCCUGUAAUUGAUCCAAAUAUUGAAGAAUUUCACCAGUCCCCAUCUCGUAAAGCAAUGGGAGAAGGCCCCUUUAGGAUUUAUAAGUCAGAAGCGUCAUGGAAAUCUUGGGUUGUUUUGCCUGGCUGGGAACCACUGAUUAGUGCAGAAGCCCCUGUACUUCUUUGCUUUCCUGAUGCAAAUGUUCUUCCAUGGAGAGUAAAAGAAGCAGACAAGAAGGACCCAAUUCUUGUGGCAGUAGACAAAACGAGGACUGAGAUUGAUGCAGAAAGUUUUUUCCUGGUAACCUCUACUGAUAAUUCUUUGACUCUUAAGAGAGGAUCUGCAAUUCCCGAAUCUGCAGGGUCUGUUUUGGGUAUGGUAGUUCUAGUUGUUAGACCACCUCGAACAGAGAGUGAUGAACUGGAGAUGGAAGAUUGGGAAUGAUUAUUUGCCUACCUAAAACUUAAACAUUUGCAUGCACUUCCCAAAUCCCCAAUCUUAUCUUCAAGAAUGUCGUAAGUAAGAAAUUUUGAGCAUUGCUAAAAUGGAGCAUAUAACAAUAAUAUAUUUAAUUUGUGGUGUAUGAACUACAUGAUUUUUGGAAUUGUUAUCUGCAAUCUUGACUACA